Molecule: messenger RNA, 30368 nt
Organism: Lymnaea stagnalis (great pond snail)
Lineage: Eukaryota; Metazoa; Mollusca; Gastropoda; Lymnaeidae
Source: the annotation of a GenBank genome assembly
AUUCCAGCCACCACAGCAGCGUUCAAGGAGAGUCCGACUCGGAGCCAGAGGGUUUCAUCUCCAACAUGACCAGCAAGCUCGGCAGCAUAUUCUCAAGCGACAGCAGCGAUGCCGACGUCAGUGAAAAUGAGGACAACGACGACGGCAUCGACAUGUCACUGGACAAGCCUGUUUUCCUAACCUCUCGGGGACCCGUCCACAUGACGGCUGGUUGGAUUUUUUUCUCCCUCUUGCCUCUUUUAUGUUUUUUUUUUUUUUGAUGUUGUGUGUGUGGUUGUGUAUAUUUUUUUGUUGGAGAUUUUUUAAUCGGCUUGACCAAUGUGGCAUCACUUAAAUUUCUUGUGGUUUAGUAUGGGGCUUGAGGUAGGAGAACAUCACUGCUAGAAGAAAAAUAUUGGAUUUCUCCUCUGUAGAAACAUCAGAUGAUAAAACUAGAACUGAAUAUCUGUGAUUAUAAAUAUGAAACAGUAAUGAUGAUCUUAAUGCAGCGGGCUAAAAGCUUACCAACAAAGAUUUGAAUGAAUUUAUUAUUUUUUUUUUUAAUGGAAUAAAUGAUAAUAUUGAAUCUUUGAUAAAAUAUGCUAAUCAAAAACAUUGCUACAUUUAUAUUCCAAGUAUUUCAAGUUUAUAGUUUCAAGUAGGGCCUAUACUCCAAGUUUAGCUCAGUUAUUUUCACAUUUAAUUUUGCCUUCAUAGUGUCACAUUUUUGUCACACAUAUCUACACACUGAUACAUUUUCGUUUCCAAGUCUUUAUGCUGUCAUGUUUCCAUAAAUUGUGGUGCACUGACAAAGUUGAGUUUUUGCAUAAUAUUUUGUGAGUCUGAUGGAUAAAUUAUAACAAGUUAAAAUUAGCUUGCCUUGACUUUACCACACUGUUAUUUGAUGUUACAGUCACCAAAGUGGAAUCUUCUGCUCAAAACUUUAUAUGCUUCAAUAAUUCUUGUUCGAUUUUUUUACCCAAUUUUUAUAUUAUUUUUGCAUGGUAAAGUGUCAUUAUAUUUUGUGUGCCAAUGUAAUUGAUCGUUAACUCUUUAUUAUACACCUAUUGGGUAAAACAAACAAAACUGUAACGUUUUUUUGUACAUUUAUCAUUUUAAUAAGUUUUAAAUGUUUGCAUAGAUUUAAAUGCAUUACAUAAGUUAAAUAAUAAAUUGACUUUACAUUUAAUGUUAACUAGUGUGACAUUUUAUGUGGGAAGACAAAAUCAAAUUUAUCUUUCACCUAUGAUUUUAUAGGGCGCUCUCCUUUUGUUGUUUAGUUCAGUAGAAUAUUCAGUCAGUCAAUGUUGUGGUCAAUGCCAUUUAUCUGUUGAAAAUGGCAUUACCUGUUGUUAGUGUCCUGGUGGCUUCCUUUUUAUUUGUUUAUAUUGUACGUAUGAAUUUUGGUAGUCAUGAUCUUAAAAUUAAUUACAUCAGUCCAUAAUUAAUCAAAUUAAGGAAAAUCAAAAUAUAUUUUGGACGAAAAACGUUUUGAUAAAAUGCGUAUUUCUUUCUACGUUAGAUUUUUAAAUUACACCCAUAGGCUUAAGUUUAUAUCUGUUAACUUAUGUUUAUAUCCAUAGGCUUAAGUUUUUAUCUAUAGACUUACGUUUGCAAUAGGCUUAAAUACACUGGAUUAUAUCCAUAGACUUAAGGUUUCAUUCAUAGACCUAUUGAUGAUAUCCACAGACUUAUUAAUUAUAUCCAUAAACUUUUCAGAAUUGGCGUUAAUUCUCUGAUUAUAUCCACAGACAUUUAGGUUAUUUCCAUAGAUUAGAUAUAACUUUACUUUUCUUUACAUCACCAGGAUCUGCUCUGGGCUUUGAUGAAAUUGACGCUGCACAUGCUGGGGAAGACGAAGGGGGUGAAGAGGUGCACAAGUGCAUGUACGUCAUGGUGGAGUCUGUGGACAGGCUGCAGCUGAAUGUGACACCCCAGUCUAUCGAAGUGCUCAAAGAUGUUGUACAGGUGGGUUAAUUAAUUAACAGCUAGUCAGGCUUUGUGGUACCGAUGGGUUAAUUAAUUAACAGCUAGUCAGGCACUGUGGUACAGGUGAGUUUAUUAAUUAACAUCUAGUCAGGCACUAUGGUACAGGUGAGUUUAUUAACAGCUAGUCAGGCUUUGUGGUACAGGUGAGUUUAUUAAUUAACAGCUAGUCAGGAACUAUGGUACAGGUGGGUUAAUUAAUUAACAGAUAGUCAGGAACUGUGGUACAGGUGGGUUAAUUAAUUAAUAGCUAGCCAGGCACUGUGGUACAGGUGAGUUUAUUAAUUAACAGCUAGUCAGGCACUGUGGUACAGAUGGGUUAAUUAAUUAACAGCUAGUCAGGAACUGUGGUACAGGUGGGUUAAUUAAUUAACAGCUAGUCAGGCACUGUGGUACAGGUGGGUUAAUUAAUUAACAGCUAGUCAGGCACUGUGGUACAGAUGGGUUAAUUAAUUAACAGCUAGUCAGGAACUGUGGUACAGGUGAGUUAAUUAAUUAACAGCUAGUCAGGCACUGUGGUACCGGUGGGUUUAUUAAUUAACAGCUAGUCAGGCACUGUGGUACCGGUGGGUUAAUUAAUUAACAGCUAGUCAGGAACUGUGGUACAGGUGAGUUGAUAUUUCAUACCAACAUUAUGAACACUGCUUAAUUCAAAGUUCACUCAUAUAAUUAUUUUUUUUUAUUAGAAAUAGUGCUCAUUUGCUGACUCCACCGUUUAUUAUUGUUAUAUUUAACUCUAUAAUCACUGAUGGAGCCGUCCAUUGUUGUUAUUCCUCACAUGCAAUCUAACACAAGCCUUGCUUCUGUCCAGGCACUCACGAACCCCAACAAGUCUGCACUGCAGUCUGUUAGAACCAUGCCAAGGUUUAAAGUCAACAAUGAGGUAGGUGGAUGGGAUCAACCGAAAGCGUCUCACAAAAUUUUUUAGAGAUCCAGUUUUUUUCCUAUUCUUUUCAUUUGCAACAAAUAUUUUUUUUUAUAAACAAUGCCAAAGUCUUGCUUUUAACUCCUGUACAAAUCUUCUCUAUAAUAAGCAUAGAAAGUUUCUGGAAAAAAUAUGAUUCAUUAAAAAAACAAAAAAACACUUGUAUCAUAUGCACCUGCCUUGGCCAAUUAGGUUGCCGAAAUUGAGUAAAAAUUUGUGCAUAUUAUACGGAAGAUUUUAUGGUAUUCUGGCUUACUUAUUAUGUCAACCCACUUCACCACAUUAAAACACUCACAAACUUUUUUAACUAAAAAUAGCUUAAAGCUAUAUUAUCUAUUUGAUUUAAUUAAUAAUUAUUUUUUUUUUUUUAGCUUGGACUUCAUGCUUACAUCACAUGUCAUCCCAAAAUUAAGGUGAGAAAAAUCAUUUUUCAUUUUACACAUGAUUUUUUCCUGCAUUUCCAAGUACCCAUGAGAGUAUUAUUAUAUGUGGUACAUACAAAGGGCAGUGUGAAUUCUUUCUUUAUUUUUUCAGUUCAUAAUAAUAAUGUCCACCUGACUAAUAAAAUGAGUUGUUGUCAUGGCCUAUCUGUGCCAAAAUUUGGACUGUCUACUAACAAUCAGCCAAUGUCAUCUACUCACAGAUCCACAAGGAUCACAUAAAGAAUGCCACAAUUUACCACACUGGACAAGAUGACAACAUCAUACAUCCAGUGGAUUACGAGAACGACAUUGAUACCAUUGAUGGGGUUGAUAACAGAUCAGACAGAAGGCAAGGAGUUCGCCUUUCAUUUCUUACAUUAUCAUGGCUUUUAUUUCCACUGCAAUUUUUAAAAAAAUCAUUUUAACUCAUUCUUCACUGCAUCCGGGUUUCCUUAUUAAACAUACCAACACACCUUCCAACACAAUUAAAAUACAGCUACAACACACCUACCAACACACCUACAACACACCCACCAACACACUUAAAAUACAGCUACCAACACACCUACAACACACCUAAAAUACAGCUACCAACACACCUACCAACACACCUACAACACACCCACCAACACCUAAAAUACAGCUAACAACACACCUACCAAAACACCUACAACACACCCACCAACACACUACAACACACCCACCAACACACCUAAAAUACACCUACCAACACACCUACAACACACCCACCAACACACCUAAAAUACAGCUUCCAACAAACCUAAAAUACAGCUACCAACACACCUACCAACACACCUAAAAUACAGGUACCAACACACCUACCAACACACCUACCAACACACCUAAAAUACAGCUACCAACACACCUAAAAUACAGCUACCAACACACCUACCAACACACCUAAAAUACAGCUACCAACACACCUACCAACACACUUACCAACACACCUAAAAUACAGCUACCAACACACCUAUCAACACACCUAAAAUACAGCUACAAACACACCUACCAACACACCUAAAAUACAGCUACCAACACACCUACCAACACACCUAAAAUACAGCUACCAACACACCUAAAAUAUGCCUACCAACACACCUAAAAUACGCCUACCAACACACCUUCUUCUUCUAAUAUAUUUGAGGGCCCAGGAUCAAUGAAUUGAUCAUUCUGGCUCCUACGUUUCAGAGGGGUUUGCGAUGUUACUGUGCAUGGUUUGCAUGAGGAUACUUCACUGGUUGCAAGGGCUACUCAGCAGUGGUGUUACGAACUGGGGGUUGGAUUACAGGGGGCAAUAAAAACAAAUGCAUCAAGUGUAGUCGCCCCAACUGUUGCUUUUGGAAGCUUGUUCCAGUCCCUUAUUGUCUUUGGCAGGACUGAGGAGCUCUUGUACUGAGUUCUUGUUUUUAUUAGCCGGAACUGUCUUUCGUGGCCUCUAGGGGUGAGAUGGACGAGCUUCUGUUUAAUGUUGUAGCAGUGGACCAGCCCAUUUUUUAUCUUGUACAACAUGGAGAGCCUGGACAGUCGUCAGCACUCUUCCAAUGUAGACCAGUCCAGUCUUUCCAGCAUUCUGCCAACACACCUCAAGUACAGCUACCAGCACACUUACAUGCACAGCUACCAACACACCUAAAGCACAGCUACCAGCACACUUACAUGCACAGCUACCAACACACCUAAAGCACAGCUACCAGCACACUUACAUGCACAGCUACCAACACACCUAAAGCACAGCUACCAGCACACUUACAUGCACAGCUACCAACACACCUAAAGCACAGCUACCAGCACACUUACAUGCACAGCUACCAACACACCUAAAGCACAGCUACCAGCACACUUACAUGCAUACCUACCAGCACACUUACAUGCACAGCUACCAGCACACUUACAUGCACAGCUACCAACACACCUAAAGCACAGCUACCAGCACACUUACAUGCACACCUACCAACACACCUAAAGCACAGCUACCAGCACACUUACAUGCACACCUACCAACACACCUAAAGCACAGCUACCAGCACACUUACAUGCACAGCUACCAACACACCUAAAGCACACCUACCAACACACCUAAAGCACAGCUACUAACAAGUGAAUAGAUAAAAAAAGAUGAAACAAAAUAAAAGUCUCUGGGGAGCUUUGUUUAUGAUUUUCAGUGAAUUGAUAAGAACAGAACCUGGCAAGAGGGAGGGGGGAGCUUUGUUUAUGAUUUUCAGUGAAUUGAUAAGAACAGAACCUGGCAAGAGGGGGGGGGGGAGGUGUAUUUAUGAUUUUCAGUGAAUUGAUAAGAACAGAACCUGGCAAGAGGGAGGGGGGGAGCUUUGUUUAUGAUUUUCAGUGAAUUGAUAAGAACAGAACCUGGCAAGAGGGGGGGGGGGGGAGCUUUGUUUAUGAUUUUCAGUGAAUUGAUAAGAACAGAACCUGGCAAGAGGGAGGGGGGGAGCUUUGUUUAUGAUUUUCAGUGAAUUGAUAAGAACAGAACCUGGCAAGAGGGAGGGGGGGAGCUUUGUUUAUGAUUUUCAGUGAAUUGAUAAGAACAGAACCUUGCAAGAGGGAGGGGGGGGAGGGGUAGUGGCUUAGGAGGGAGUGGCUUAACAGUAUGAUUAGAUUAAAACCCCCUUUUUUUCCUACAGCUCUACAACUGGCUGUUCUGUAGCAAACAUGCUGGCUAAAGCCGGCCACACCCUGGUCAGUGCUGGGGCUUUUGUGUUUGACGAUGAUGAUGACUACCUGUCGGGCAAGCAGGUUGACUAUCACAGGCUCAAGCUGCAGGUAGAAAAACCCAAACUCUCAUGGAUUGAUUCUCAAAUUUGUUGUCCCUGAGAAAAACUUUUUAGUUUUGUUUUUUUUAUUUAAAUUUUGGCAAAUAAAUCGGCAUCUCCUUACACUACCCAACCCCUCAAAGCAAAAGACCUACCCCCAGUUAACAUACAAAUAUAUUCAUAUUAAAAAAUACUUAGUAAUUGAAUUCAAACUUAGUGUGUAUUUAAAAUCAAAUGAAAAACUGAUAUUUCACAUUUUUAAAAAAUUCGUAUUCAUUGUUCCUUUGGAAGUGUUAAACAAUUUCCCUUUAAUAUCUUUUGUAAUUGAGAUACCUUACACUAGAGACUUGGGGUCGUGUGGUGCUCUUUAAAUAUAUAUAUUAUAUUAAAUAAAAUUGUUUAUGAAAUUUUGUAUUUGAUGACUUGAUUAAGACCUGUUUUGUUUGUUCUUGACAGGUCGAAGGAUUCGAACAAACUCCUUCUAUUCUACACAAGCGCGCUUGUAGAAGACUGAUCCCGCUCACCCCUAUCAAAGUAAGUCAUGUUUAAUUCAGAGGCUGCCUAACUUUGAAUGCAGUCAUUCAUCAACACUAGUUUUAUCAUUACUUGGUACGUGUAUUUUUAAGUAACCACAAACCUCUUCUUGAAUAGAAACUUGCUACUCUAGAAAAAAAAAUUCAUUACGAUUCCGACCAUGGAAUAGAUAUUUUCAAAACUUGGACAAAUUUAAGAUUUAAAUUAAUAUUUGUAAGCUGUACAUUCUUGAUAUGCAUUUUAAGAAUUGAUAAUUUCAAAACUUGGACAAAUUUAAGAUUUAAAUUAAUAUUUGUAAGCUGUACAUUCUUGAUAUGCAUUUUAAGAAGAAAAGAUUACUUUGCUAUAAAGUACAUACCCCUCUGACUAUCAUAUUUUGCUGUUUGAUUUUCUAAAUCUAUUGCUUUGACCAAAUUGCUCAAGUGGAUGGGGAAAUAAAAGGGGGAGUUGGGAGGGGCACCUCUUUCACUUAACCAUCACUUUUCCUCCUCCGUUGUGUCAUUGACUCGUUUCUAUUUCUUUGUGACUAGUCUGAUGAGGUUGAACUUGAGGUUUGUACAAGAGUUUUCAGUGUUUUUGUGUUUUCACAUUGUUAUUAAUACCUGAUCAUUUACUGCUGUCUGUGCUGUGCAUUGCUGUUAAUGUAUUCAUUCCUUGACAAGGCUGUCCAGGGCCGGCCUUAGGCCACUGCAACCCAUGCGGCCGCAGUGGGCCCCUCACUUUCAUAAGCCCCACUUUCUAAUACAAAAUUUUAAUUUUCACUUAUUAUCCUUAUUUAUUUAUUUAUUUAGGCAUUUUUAUAUAGCGCUUACCUUAAAGCUCUAAGCGCUUUACAAUUAUUAAAAACAUGAAAACUAAGUAAAAUAAAAAUGAGACACUAGGAUAGUAACUACUAUACUAUAGAAACAAUUAAAAUGGCUAUAAAACGAGGACACUUUAUCCCUACCCAGACUGGGCCCCAUGCAAUCCGUUUUGCAUAGGGCCCCGCAAUUGUUAGGGCCGGCCCUGAGGCUGUCCAUCUAUUAUGUAUUUAUGUUAAGGCACUAGAGAUUUCAACAUUUUCUUUUAUUUUUUUUUUAAAUAUUAUGUAGAUCUUUAUUAUAGAUUGGUGUGAUUGCAUUUUAACUAUUUUUUUUUUAUAAUACCUAUUCAAAUGGAUUUUAAAAAGUGCAAAGAAUAGUGACAUGAAGUUUUCACAGAAUUUACUUUUAUUCAAGAAAAAAAAAAAAAAUUAAAUUUAUUUAAAACAAGCCCCCCCCCCCCCCCUUAUUUUUGAUCCACUCUUUAAAGACACUACAUUAUUUUCUUUGCAGUUUUGGCAAUGUCCAUAAUGAUAGCUAAAGCUUUUUAUAUUGUAUAUUGUUCUCCUUUGUACUAAAGAAUGUGAUGAGCAUCAGCGGGUUCAGUGUUGUGAUUGUCUUAGACUUUACUUUUACCAACAAACAAAAAAAAAAAGAGAUCGAUAGCACUUUUAAGUUUUCAAUUAGUAAUUUACUUUAUUUUGUAUAGACGUUUAAACAUUUCACAAAAUUUUUAAUUUGUAAAUUUUUUCUUGAGAUCAGGGCGUCAAAUGAGUAGAUCUAAACAUUCUCUGGUUGUGUAAAAGGUGUUAACGUUUUUGUGUCUAGCUUCUGCAGCAUUUGCUAAUGUUGCUCUGUUUCAGUCAGACGGCCAUCUUGCAUACUCAAAAUGAGCAGCUGAGCUUUAUAUAUGUGUAUAUAAUUUUUUUUCUACAUUCUUUUAUGAUCCCAUGUAAAGUUGUUGUGUUUUAAUUCCUUGAAUAUUCUUUUGAAAUUAUUUAACCAAAAUUUUACUUCAUUUCAUUCAUAUUUAAAAAAAAUUUUAGUCACUAAAAACAUAGGUAAAUUAUUAAGAUUUUAACAUUUUAAUUUCUUUUUCCACUCAGAUUGUUAAAAAAUUAAAAAAAACGUUGUAUUCAUUUUGGGCAUUUAUAAUUUUUUCAAAUGUCCUCUCCUGAGAUAAAAUUCCCUUCAAAUAUGUAUCUAUUAAUGAAUGAUUACGAUGAUAGAAUUUCAUUAUUUAUGUUUGCUGAGCUCAUCAACUGCGAUGGUCAUAGCUCUUCGCAUAUUUUCAUCAUCACGUUUCAGAAUGGUAUGAAAUACUGUGCAGUCAUGGAGGUGGAUACCUGGCAUGGGAGUAAGACAGUCAGGCUGUACUCUCCACUGAAGGUAUGAGGACAUUUCAAUCUUUUCAUGGACAUUAUUUUAUAGUUAUUACGCUCUGUCAGCCUAACACAAUCAUUACAUCAGAAAGUUGUGCAUGACAUUCAUUAUUAAAAUAAGUGGAAAGCAUUUAAGAAUUGUACACUCCCAGCUAGAGAAAGUAAUGCUUGUUAAUUUAAUCUUUGAAGAAUGUUGUGUUCAGGAAGUUUCAGUAUGUUUGUGUGAGUGUACAUUAAUUAAAAAUGUAUAAUUCCACUAUUUCCAUAUGUUUUUCUCUUAAAAAAAAAAAAAAAAAGUCUACAUUGAAAGUUUAGCUUGAGUACUAUAGACACAAAGGAUAGCCGAUGCUAUGUAAUAUUUCAGCUUGAGAACCAUCUAACCAUGAGGAUUGAUGUGUACUGUAAGACAGAGGAUCUCAAAAGGUUCAAGGCCACUCGGGAAUUGGCAGGCACCGACACCUUCUCCAAACUGGCCACUGUCAAGUCUGGGGACACGUUCUACUUGCCCCUUUUUGUUGCCUAUCAUUGCCCGCUCUACAUCAAGCCUUCAGAAAUUCAGUAAGUUUUUACAUAGAUUAUCAAUCCGUAAUAGACAAAAGACACAAUGUGACACAAAUUCAAAGAAGAUUACCGGCUAAUGUGUAAAGGGAUUUUUUUUAAAUACAAAUACAGCAAUUUUACUCAUAUUUUUAUUUUUUGAUUUAAAGACACUAAUUAGUGUCUUACAUAAAGUUAUUCAUCACAGGUCAUCAUCAUCCUCAUCCAGCAGUCAAUGGGGAAUGUGUACUUUUUUUGGGGGGGCUUGUGUCUUUUGUUAGGGCAUGUGUCCUUUGUCCGGGAUUGUGUCCAUUGUUUGGGCAUAUGUCCUUUGCCCAUGGUAAAAAAUCUGCAUGUCUAAAUCAUACUAUUUGCAUCCAUUCAUUUUUAUAUCACUUUCUCGGCUGAUUAGAUAGGCAGCCAAACUAAACAAAAAUGAAGAGUAAAAACAGAGUGGUCAUUAGGUAUUUACAAACGAUGAGCAUUACUAUCUACAUUGGUCUACAACUACUUUGAAAUGUGAAUUCUUAUACAUGUCAUAAUUUCUUUCUAAGCUCUCAUUUGUCUUUUGAUACACCUAUGGCGCGAGAUCACCGACAAUUCUGUUUCAUGUACUAGCUGCUUUAGGCAAAAAUCUGAAACUUUAGAAGGUGGGGAAGGUAUCUUACAAAACACUGCUCAUCUUGAUUAUUCAACUUGGCAUAAAUGAGGGUAAUGACUUAUUAAGUCAUUAUUAUUGAGUUCAUUCAUUGAUGGCUGAUUUCUACGCUAGAGAAAUACUUAAGAUAUCUUGUGUUUAAAUUGUUAUUAUUGAAAAAUGUUGCCUUAAAAUAUGUCUUUAUUUAUGUGCUGAAAAUGAAUAUGUACAUUGUAAUCAAAAAAACAUUUCCGUUUAUUUGAUCAAUUAAAGAAUCCUCUGACCCUCUGACAUGGCAUCCUCAUGUGGCCUGAAAUCCACACCCCCAAACUGCAGUUUUAAGUUGAAAAAAAUAUAUAAUAAAAUUGAAUGUCUUUCCCCUACCAGCUAUGAGCUGACCCACAAUCCUCUGUGGUGGCAGGAAAUGUUGCAGGGAAAAGAUAGAGUGAAGAACUUCAUGUGUCAGUCCUCUCAAGAAGAAAAGUCCUUUAACUUUAAGGUACGCUUUUCUGAACCGCCUCUUUGAACAUCAUGACAGCAGGUCAGUUUGGGACAAGAGAAGUGGCUUUUUAAAUAUGGAAACCUGAAGGAAAAAAAAUAUAACUAAGGCCCAUACAAAAAAAAUUAAAUAAAUACAGUGCACAAAUAAUGUAUUAAAUUCAUGUGUGCAGUGUCAUAUAUUUAAAAACCUUUAGCUGCACUCAUUCCACCACCACUCAUUCCACCACCACUCAUUCCGCCACCACUCAUUCCUCCACCACUCAUUGCACCACCACUCAUUCCACCACCACUGACUUUGUACCAUAUGGCUAUCCAUGUAACCAGUGUUUGCUUUUAAAAGAUGAAGUCUUAACGGAAUAAGCCAGGGUCAAGUUAUUUUUAUUCAUGACAGACCUUAUGGUUGAUGGGUGCAAGCGCAAAAUGGCAAAUGGCUUAUGUAUUGCAUGAUCACUACCAUAUCACAAUUUCUAAUCCUUGGAUACCAGAUUAUACAUUUUAUGAUUAUUACCAUAGCACCAUUUCUAAAUUCUAAAUGGUGGAUGCCAGAUUGUACAUUUUAUGAUUAUUUCCAUAGCACCAUUUCUAGUUGGUGGAUACCAGAUCAUACUUUUUUUUUAGAUGUAAGGGCACUUUCAAUACUCCUUCAUGUUUGAACAAUGAACUAAGAUUGUGUCAUAACCAAUAACAGGCUGUAUGCAAGGAGGGAGAUGGUCUCAAACCUCAUCCAAUUGCCCUGAGGAACCUGCCCUACUUUACCAUCAGCUUGUAUGCACCAGUUGUGUUACACAACUAUCUGCCCUAUGACAUACAGUUUUCACUUCAGGUAAAUUGAGAGUCUCAAUUUUAAUUAUGGAUUCUAUAUUUUUUCCCCUUUAUUUAUUUUUUUUUUGGUCAUUUAACUUUUACAGCACCGGGCGCGUCUUUUUGCAGUGACCUACUUUUUUCCCUGUGACCCAAGCGUGACUAUUUGCCACAAGGACAUAAUCUUUCACCAAAGUCUUGGGCAGAAUGUUUAUUCAUAAAGGAAUUUUCGAAUUUUAUUUUGCUUUUUAAAUUGUGAAAAUUGACCAAAUACUGAGUUUUUUGUGCCGAUCUGUGUUUGUUGUCAUCAACGGCAACGUCUCCACAAAUUAGAAUCAAGACACUUUAAAAAAUUGUAUCCUCUUUAAACCAAUUUGUGCAUAGGGCUAGAGAAGCAACGUUUACAAAGUUCCUUACAAAGUUCCUUAGUCAUGUUGGCCGAGUGGCAGUGCUCGACUGCCGUGCUAAAGUGCCCAGGUUCAAAUCCUGAUCAAGGCCAGGAUUUGUUCCUGGGUCUUUACACUGUCCCAAAGUCUACCCAGCCGUGACUAUAGUCAGGGCAAAGUCAAAGCGGCCGGGCACUGUGCUGGCCACACAAUCCCCUAGUGUUCCAUUGCCAAUUAGAAGUGUGAACAAUACACAUUAGUAUUUUUAACACCCUUAUCCAUAUGAACAGAUAAUGCUCUACAUGUUAUGAUCAAUUGCUUAAAACAAAGAAGUUACAAAAUAAUUUGCAAACCUAUCAAAUUUUGGCUCAUUCCAAAAUAAUGUCUUGGCGACAGGGAAUAAUUAGUAAAAUAAUAGCCGGUACUGAGGCUAAACAUAGCAAAAAAAGUUGGUCAGUACUAGAAAGGUUAAUAUUUUUCAUCCCAAAUUCAAAAGUAAAUUAACUUUUUCUUCUAACUUAAAUAUUUUUAAAAAAUUUAUAUUUUUGAUGGGGUUUUUUCCCCCCCCCCCACAACUUAGACGUUUAAUUUAUAUCUUAGGGUACAACAAUGUCCAGCAGCCUGACCCAUGGGGAGAUGACACCACUGUACACAGUGGAGACUCACAAGUCUUAUAAACUGCUGAUCACUGUGAGUUAUAUUUUAUUUUGGUCAAAUCUUGCUGUGUUCUAGCUUGUCUCACCUACCAGUUUGCAAGCACUAAGGUUCCUAAUAAUCUAGUCCACAAUUUUUUAACUAUCUGAAUUAUAAUCCUGGAAGAAUCACAAUCUUUUUUUUUUUUUUUUAGAAACACCAGCCGGACACUAACGUUAAAUUUAAAAGGGUGUUGAGACACCAUGUUAUAAAUACAUUUAUUUUUAAUGGCUCAACUAAACAAUAAAUGAGUGUUUCCAACAUGGUGUGUUCCAGUUGCCAGACUACAUGGGCUCUGACUGGGCGGGUGUCCUGGAGAUAUCCCCCUCCAUGGAGGAGUUCAGAGCCAUUGCCAUGGAAACAGAGAUCGACUCGGAGAACGUCAACAGACAUUUGAGCCUCAGCAUCCACGCCGACCAAUCGCAGUCGUUAGAUCUGCGGAUCUACACACCCUACUGGAUAGUCAAUAAAACAGAUCUUCCACUGCAGUUGAGGGUAAGUGUGGCUUCUGCUGCUGGGAUAAAGGAUUGGUUUCAAAGUGUUUCAUAAGUAUUUGCUGAGUUCAGAAUAACUUUUAAAAAUGUCAAUUAUUCAAAAUAGAAUUUUUAUCCACUGAAGAUUUGUUCAGUGAUACAGGGAAUGAUUUUUUUUCAAUAUUUUCAUCGUCGAAAAUGUUUCCUUGAAAGGAAAAUUUUUGUACGUCAUAAUUUUCUUAAAAGCGGGUUAUAAUGGUGGUAAACUGGUAUAUAACAUUGCUGAACAUUGAACUGGACACAGUCCUUUGUUUCUGUAUGACAUAAAAUUUGUAAAGUUGGCCAAAAAUCAAGAAAAACUGACAUGGAUGGUGUUUAUAUUUUUUGUCUUCUUCUUUUAAAAAAAAACGUACAGAUUGGCUGUUUUAAAAUUUAUUUUUUGUUUUCUUCAAAAAGCAGGGUUCCUUGUCAGACGCCGUCUAUGAGUUUGGAAACUCCCCAAAUCCACUCCUCUUCAGGUUCAAGAAGCAUAAAAGGAAAAAAGUAGGAUUUAAAAAGAAUCCGGUCGAAGUUGGCAAUUGCUUAUAAAAACUAUUAUUUGGUUUACAAAUGAUUUUCUAAAGGAAUUCAUGAAAAUUUGAUAAAAUGUUUUGAGAAAUUUGUGUCUAUUUGCUAACCAGUUAACAGGUGGCUUGUUUUUUUUUUCAGUUUGAAAAAAUUUUUGUUUUUCCUCAGGCAAAGCUUCGAGUGUACGAGUCCCGCUGGUCACAGUCUUUCUCCACAGACACAGUUGGUAGUGGCGGUGUAGUUAUCUGCAAUGAUAAAGAGAGGGGCAAAAAAUACAUGGCACGUUUUAUUGGCUUGUUAUUUUUAAAUUUUUUUAUUUAGGCCAUGCUUGUAACUAGAAUUGAGACUUUUUUCUUAAAAGGUGCAGAUUUUAAGUACGUUUCAUUGAGAAUUAUGUUAAGAAAUGGUUGUAGAGCAUCUAUGCAAAUGGCUGUUUUCAUUCUAACAAGUGUAAACAAAUUUUUUUUUCAUUUUAUAAUCUUGUGUUGCAGUUUCUGGUUCAAAUUGCCCUGUCCAAGUUACGUCUGACCAAAAUAGUGACCAUCAUGCCCUUCUUCCUGGUCAUUAACAGUUCCAGACAGAAGCUCAGGUACAUGGAGGAGAAUGAGAAGGCUGAUUUGUGGAUUGAUAUAGAACCUGAUCAGGUAAGUUUGUACAACUAGACACACACCCCACCACCCACAUAGAUCAGGUAAUUUCUCUUCUGAUAUUAGAUAAGUUAACUUCAACUAGACAGUCCCAUAGUUCAGGUAAUUUCUCUUGAGAUAUUAGAUAAGUUAACUUCAACUAGACAGACCCAUAGAUCAGGUAAUUUCUCUUCUGAUAUUAGGUAAGUUAACUUCAACUAGACAGACCCAUAGUUCAGGUAAUUUCUCUUCCUGUAUUUAGGUAAGUUAACUUCAACUAGACAGUCAUGGUUGAGGUAAGAAGUUAAACUAGAUAGUUGGUCAUGAUCAAGUAUCAUUUGAGAUUAAAAUUCCAAAAUGUAUUUAACUUUAUUUUAUUUUGAUAUAGUAUGUGACUGCAUUGGUCAAUUUUUUCAGAUGUAACCAGUAUCUCAUUAAAUUUCAAUAUAUUUUCAAUCUAAAAUAAUGCAGUUCAGGAUCAUACAUUUGGUCAUAUCAUUAAGUCUUCAACAAUAAUUUUCACUUCAUCCACAAAAUCCAAUAUUAUAAACUGUUCAACUAAAUCAGCGGGGGUCAAGUAUUUUCCCCAAUUCAUUUAUUUCUGUCAAAUAACGUAUUCACAUUUUAGAAUACAUUAUUUCUGAAGCUCAUAGUUUAUGGAUCGACAUAGAACCUGGUCAGGUAAGUUUGUACAACCACACAGUCUCAUUUCUUAUUAUCUCCCUUUCUCUCUCAGUACCAGUCAUUCUGGCCAGUGACUGAAUCAUUCAAUAUGUAUGUCAAGUUUGAUGGUAGCAAUGUGUCAUCCCUACACUUCCCUAUCAAGUCUUGCCAUAACACAGUGCUCAGGAUGGACCAGGGGGUAAUCAUUAUUUUUUAUUACCUUACGUACUUUGUUUACUGAUGAAGAAAAAAAAUCAUUUCAUAACAAAGUAAUCCAGGAUGGACCAGGAAGUAAUCAUUAUUUUUUAUUCCCUGAUGUACUCUGUUAACUGAUGAACCAGGGGGUAAUUAUUAUUUUUAUUACCUUAUGUACUAAGUUUACUGAUGAAGAAAAAAAUAAUUUUUAAAAAUAUUAUUAUGUCAACCAUCUUUAGAUGAGCAUGACGUCUCUAGUCUAAACAUAUCGCUAAAUACGGUCAAUAUUAUUUUAGGAUAUUGUCCACAAAAAAUAUAUAAUUUUACUUGUUCCAUUAACUUAAGUAAAUGGUGAUUUAUUAUUAGUUAUAAUAAACAGACCCAUAGAUAAAACAGUAAAAAAAUAUUUAUACAAUUGAAAGUUUGAGAGUUUUUCUUGUGCGGAACUCGCUCUUACUUGUGAUGUCCAUUUAAAUAUAAUUUUACAGACUUGGACACAUGACAAAUUAAUUUCUUUUAGCAAGGAUAAUAUUUUUUUGUACUCUCUCCGCAAGUUAAUUGUUCAAAAACCAAUUUGUGUACAGAGAGCCCUGUGCGUAGAGGUAACAGGAGGGACCGACACGCCCAUCACAAUCAUAUUCACCAACUAUGAGCGAGGCGACACCCCAGUCAGAGUGGAGAAUUUGUGCGAAGAUGUCUUCAUCAAGAUACAUCAAAAGUAAAACAUCUAAUGCUGUGUUGUUUUUUUUGUUGUUUUUUGUGUGCUUGUUUCUUCAUUGCUAAAUAACAAAAAAUAAUAUUGUCUCUUGUCAAAUGGGAAACAAGUUUGAAUGAUCAGCUGGUAGUUACCUGUACCACUGUGUUAAAAUUGACGAUGACAGGGAUUUGACACACAUUUUUUGAAAAUAUUUUUUUUUCAAAUUUCCUCCCAAAAACUUGAAAUGUGAGUUUUUCACAACAUAAUAAUUAACAAAAUUAAUUAUAAAGAUCGCUUCAGCUAUUUUUCCCCUUCAAGUUACUUGUUAUAUUUCUUACGUGCAACCUCUUAUCUGUAAAAGAACUAAUGAGAUUGUAUUUUUAAAAUUUAACUGUUCAAAAUUCUUGACGAUAAGGAACCAAAGUCAGGUGACCCUGCUGUCGCCCAAUCAGAGCAUUCUGUACACUUGGGACGAACCAUCAGCUGAGAGGACACUCAUGUGGAAUGUCUACAGUAGGAAAAAGCCAAGUUUCCCAGCAUUCAUCACAAAGGUAAAUAUAAGAGUUCAUAGUGGAGUUUAAUAAUGUUAAUUUCUUAUAUAAUUUUUUUUUUAAAAAUUUAAAAAAUUGUUCUAAAAUAUAAAUGUGUCGAUGGUGUAGACUUCCUAAGAUAAAAUCACAAAGCCUGGGAUUUUUCUUUAGGAGGAUAAGCUGAUUCCCUAGACAGCAAAUCACCUCUCUCCACGCAUCUGGAUAAACCAAAGGGAACAUCAAGUGUCGGUGACACAGCUUGGCACCAGUAGUGUCGCAGGAGUUGCCAGAAUUUUCAUUGUGUCUGUAUGUCAUACCAUCCUCGGGGUUUGAAUUCAGAGUUUUCUCCUCUUAGAUGAGUUGCCAUCCCAGAUCAAUGAGUCCCAUCCACCCGGGGUGCCGGUGGUGUUUUUCCUUGUCCGGGCUUUUGCUGGGGAUUGAACUCCAAUCCACAAGUUUGGGGUUUACUCAGUUCAGUUACCGCUCAGCCACACGUACAAAUUAUAUCACAGCAAAAAGAAGUUUUACCAGAGAAAAAACUUGUGUAGCUUGUUGCAUAUGGAUUAGUUCAAACGUCAAAUUCUCAUCUUAAACAAAAAAUGAAUGUCUGUUUUGUCAAACCAGGAUGGUUCAGGGGAAGUCAGGCUGAGUGUGGCAUCACUAAGGAAUACGGGUAACUCAGGGGUGGACUUUACAGACGCAAGAGAAACUGAUGACAGCAGUAGUCCAGAAGGUAAUGUGCCAUGAAACGGUGACUUAACGAAUGACUGGUAAUUAAACUAAGUUAAAGGAAGUGCCUUGCUCCAGUUUGAAAGUGUUACUGCCCUUGCUUUCAGAGUUCUCUUAUACAAUGCAGUGGCUUGGUCUUUUUUUACAUUUUGUGUGGGGUGUCUUUUAACAAAAUUUUGUAUGUGUCUCAGGUUUAUAGCCAUUUCAUAAGUAAAUAAAUAUGUAAUGUAUUUUCGCGCUUAUAAGACGCAGAUUUUGACAAUUUGUGUACAAAAUAUUUUAUGUAAGACACGGGUUUUGACAAUUUGUGUAAGCAAAAAUUACAUAAGACGCACGUGGCCUAGCCAUCUAGGCCAUAAACAAAACCAUUUAAACAUACUAUAAUAUGUACAUUUAAAACAUUUACACCGACUAAAGUUAGAUCUGCAAUAAUUACGGUAUACAAAACUGUAACAAAGGGAUUUUAAAUUUGAAGUGGCCUGCAUUGGACUGGUGCACAGGGUCAUUACUGAACAACUACCCAUUUGUUUUUACAACUAGGGAUGAACCUCGUGAAACAUGAAUAUCGACCGCAAUAAUGGUCCUUCAUUUUCACACACACUGUACAGUUCGUUCGCGUUUAAAAAAAUACUUACCAUAUUUUCUCGCAUAUAAGACACCUAAUUUUAAGACGCACCCCUAUUUAAGAUGCGGGUUUUGAGGAUUUGUGUAAAAAAUACCUUGCAUAAGACACACCCAUUUAUAUAUAUAUGUAAAACUUUCUAUAAGAUGCGUCUUAUGUAUGUGAAAAUAUGGUAACUACAUUGCUGUAAAAAAACUAUCAUUCUAUAGAUGAGAGCGAUGAGACUGACGCCUUGAUUGCCCCCAAUGACCGUUCACAGCUAGGACACACUCGGGUGGACAAGCUGGUGGUCUUCUGGGUCUCCUAUCUGGACGGCAUGCAGCGGGUUCUGCUUUUCACCCAGGACGAGAGGGUCUCUAAAGCUGUUCGCAAGGUAGGGCACACAGCACAUGCCUGCUGAGAUGGGAUUUGUUAGAUUUACUUAUUUAUGUCUCCUACAACGUUUGCUGCAAUGUAUCUUCAACGUAAUCUGCUUAGUUUAUUUAUUUGUUUGUUCUCUUUGUCCAAUGAUCUGCUCCAGUGGUUCUCAACCUUGUCCCUGAUUGCAGAUCCAUUGAAGCUGAUAAUAAGCCUCUACAGCAAACCAAAUCCCGCCCCCCCCCCCCCCCCCCCCCCCCCCCCCCCCCCCCCAAAACAACAACAAGAAAACACAUAAAUUAGAAAACAAAAUAAUUUGAAGUUAAAUGAUAAAUUAGUUUGAGGACCUUGCAGGAUGACCCUUUUGGGGAACACUGAUGUACAGGAAUCAUAUAAUUUUAAUGUGUAUGAACUGAAGUAAAUGCCUGCUUAUUCUUCUUAAAUUUACCCCCAAAAUUUUAUAUGGUCCUGCAUUUAGAAUUGGCUGACUGUGUUAGAUGGACUAGUAGUGGUAAAAAAAACGUAUUGAGAGAUAUGAUAUUGGUGUGGUGGCGCUCACCUGUAGUGGAUGUCUGUAGUACUUGAGAUGAUGUACCAUUGCAUGACUUGUACUAUGUUAGUUUUUUGUGCUGCUAGUACUGGACAAUACCUAAUGGAUGCCGACAACAUUAGAUGUGAUGUCAGUUGAAUAAGUCAACUAUGGAAAUAAACAAUUUACAAAUAGUGGAUUUUUUAAAAAAAAUUUUGAAUGCUGAAUUUAUAUGGAUUUUUUUUUUUUUUAAAUCAUUAGAAAGAUUUGUUGAUAUAUUCUUAGUGUCCAACCUCAAGUCCCAUGCACAACAUCUUUUUUUUAAAAACCGAUAUCUACAAGAUUCUAUUUUCAAAACCUUGCUUUACCGCCUGAAUCUGCAGCUUACAAGUCCCUGCUUGUGUGAAACAACAGCUUUCAUGGAAAUAAAAAAAAUCUACUCAAUUUAAUUUGCAGUAUUUGCUUUGUUGCAGAUUAAAAUUUGUGUUAAGUACAAAAUUUCAAAAACAUUUUAUAAAAUGGUAAUUUUAUUGCUAAUGUGCAUAAUACCUUUAUUGAACAACUCACUUUCCCAUGGCUGAAACUCAAGAGAAAUAUGUGUAUUUUUAUUUUUGAAGAAAUCAUUUUUCUCAACUAAUCAUUUUACAAUCAUUUUUAUUUUCUAAAUUAGACAUAGACGUUAAAUGUUUCAUCUAGAGAAAUUUCAUCUGAUAUUCUUUAUAAGAUCCUUGGACCAUCUCUUAUAAAAUGCUGGACAUAAAUUAAAUCGUAAAAACAUUUAACAUUUCAUUUUCAUUUUCUAACAACAUCAAAUAAGUUAUUUUAUUUACUAACACAUGUUUAAAUUUCUAUGUUUUUUAAAUUAAACUUUAAACCAAAUGUUUUUUUUUUUACUAACAUUUUAAUACUUUGAAAAAAAUGUAGCUGAAAAGUAAGUAUACACAUACCUAACAUUACUUAAUGUAACAUCUAAUGCAAUGGUUCUCAGUAUCUAUUACAAUCCACCCAACCGCUGAAGAGUGACUGUUGGUUUAUUUCAUAGGGCUACGUUCAAAGUGUAGAUUUGCCACGCAGGCGCAAUGAAUUACAGGUAAUAAAAAAACAAAAAAACAAAGCAAGCCGGACAUCGGGACUGAAUGGAUUGUAAAACUUGCAUUGUGUUUACUAAGCUUUGAUUUGUGGACACCAGGACUUCCUUCAUAUAUCUAAAUUCAAGCCCUUGAAAACAAAACAAAAUUAUUGUUUGGGAAUUAUUUUGAUCCAAACUGAUUUAUUUUUGGCGCUUCCCGUUGUUUAAACCUAACGGAGCCACAAUUUAAUAAUCAACUCCACCGCAUAUUAAUGGAGUCCUAUACAAUCAUGAACGUUUAUUUCCUGUACGUUCCUCUAACUGCACCCCCCGCAUAACACCUCUUGUUUUUUUUUUCUUUUUUUUUUUUCACCUCCCACUUUGCUUACCUCCCUUCUUGGUUCAUGCAUUAAUUGUUUGUAACUAGUUUUCUUUAGUUACCUGUAAUGUUACUGUGUCACAUGCUUUCUUCUGUUGGCUAAGGAAAUGUCCUAUCUUUGUUACAUGUGUUCAAAAAAAAAAAAAGAAGGAAUGUGUUGAUUCAGUUUCUAAGUUUCCACUUCUCAGGGUUGUUUUUAGUUUGCUUUAGUGCAGGCCUGCACAACUCAAAAUGUAAGGCGGACCGUUAUACUUUAUGAAAAACUUGUGUGGGCCAAAAGAAAAUAGGACAAGGGGGAAAAUAAUAAUAAUAACGAAUAUUUCGUUACUUCCUGGGCCAAAAAGUGGGUGCUGGCGGGCCGUAUGUUGCGCAGGCCUGCUUUAAAGUGUAAGGGAAUUAUAUAAUUAUUUGAAACAAACAAAAAACAAAACUACAGAUAAUUAUUCUUGACAAGAAGGAAAAGAGAAUAAAGGGAAUAAAUAUUUACUCUUGUCUUCUUUCAAACCACCUAUUACUAUAAUAACAAUACUAAAAGCAAGAGCUACCUUUUUGGGGUCUGGAAUGGAGAGAUAUUUUAAAAAAAUCCAUUUUCAAAGUCAUCAAAGAUUUUUAAAGAUAACUUUAUUGAGAUCUCUCAAUUUUUGUCUGUUCUGUUUGUGAUUUGUUUUAAGCUUUCUUGAGCAUGCGUAGACCUAUGGCUUAGCAGGUUUAGACUAGCAUAGACAGACCAAUAAUUAAACAGCACAGCCACUGACUGCUUAGCUUUUUUGUUUUGGUACAGUGGUUGAGAGCUUCCUAGUUUGUCUCCUGGUGGGAAGACGCUGUAAGAAGACUAAAAAUAUUUUAUAAAGAUCAGUAUAGCAAGGCAAGGUCAUUUAUCGGGUGCACCUAUCGUCAUGACAUGAAAAACUGGCAUAUUUGUUCUAUGGAUUAUGCUUUAUUGGUACUGUAAGCAAAAGUUUAUUGUCAAAAAAAUUAAAUAAAAUAUUUAUUCAAAAUUAUUUUCUAAUAGUCCCAAUCCAUUAAAACACCUACAAAUUUUAUAUAUUUUUAAAUUUUUACAAUUUCAUUUUCGUUCAGUUCCUUGAAAAUAUUCAUUUUCAAUUUGAGCAUUUCUCUUUUUUUCUUUAAAAACAAGAAGGAAUUAUUCCCUUUAAUGUACUUAAAUUUUCUUGUCACCUUUUAAGCUAUCCCUACAACAUAAUAAUAACAUCCUGCCCAACCCAACUAUACGCAAAUUCGUUCCAUCAUUUUUUUUAACCAUCAGUAAUAAAAUUUAAAGUCAACCCUGGAUAUUGUAACCUUCUAUAAUGUUUAUUUAAUGCUAAUGUUCACUUCAAUGAAAAUCUUAAAAAUAGAAAUGCAUCACAACAACAACAAAAAAGAGAGAAAAAAAACGGCAAUGUAGUUUCUCUGUACACUCAAAUUUAUAUUUUGAAAAAAUUAUUUUUUUCAUAUCUCAGUAUGUUAAUGUACUUAGGAACUUAUAUAUUUUGAACUUGUUAUUUUUAAAAGAAAAAGGGGGAAAGAAGGAAAUUUCAUAGUGGGUGGUAGUAACAACUAAAUAUAACAUGUUUGUAUUGAUAUUUUCUCCUUCUUUAUCAAAGUAAAUGCUCACUCUAAACAUGUACCUGCUGGUGAUAUUGGUGUUAGAUGUCUUCUCUGUUUUGGCACUCUUAGAUCAACGAGGGAGAGAAUGCAGAUCUGGCCGUCUUUGCGUCACUUGAAGGGAUCAGCAUCUCCGUCAUCAACUCCAUGUACCAAGAGGUGGCACUGCUGUCGGUGGCCAGCUGCCCGGCUGUGUGGGAGGUCGAGGUCAAGGAGAAAUGGAGGUCACUCAGUGUGGAGCUGGCCACAUGGCUCGAGGACCAGUGGAAGGGAGAAGUUAUCUCAGCCAGUCUGCAUGAUCAAAUUGAGGUGAGGGUUGCCUAUUAUUGUCAAUGUUCUUUCCUUAUGGUCCGCAACAGUGGUGCUCAUCCCUUCUUUCACUAUGGUCUACAAAUUAGGUUCUCAAGGAAUCUUUCAAGAAUUUUUUAACUUCCAUAUUAAUUACCCAAAAUAUGAGUGUCAUGUUCUAAUGCAGUGAUUCUCAACCUUCCUAAUGCCGCGAUCCCUUGAUACAGUUCCUCAAGUUGGGGGCGACCCCGAAACACAAAAUUAUUUUUGUUGCUUCAUCAUAACUGUAGAGUAUAUGUGUUUUCCGAUGGUCUUACGUGACCCCUGUGAAAAGGUCAUUCAACCCCCAAAGGGGUCAUGACCCACAGGUUGAGAACCGCUGCUCUAAUGUAAUCCAAAGAUUUAUUCCUCAGAAAUAUUAGAUAUUUUAAAUAUUUUGUUUAUUUCUUUAAGUACAAUCUUUUUUCCUUAACAAUAUCAUUUUGUCCCGCCAGGCUGAUCUUAGCAAAAUGCAGAUGACCAAGCCCUACAUGGGGGCCCUGAGGCGAACAUUUCACCCUGGUGUUUGGUGUCAGUACCGCAGCUCUAAGCACCAUCUUGCAGUGAAUGUCACCUUACAGACAUUACAGGUAAAAAAAAAAAAGGGGGAAAACAAGUUCAACCGUUUUACUAUAUAAUCAUGACACAUACAACAACUUGUACCAGAGAUUAAGCCUCUAUGGGUUUUUAAAAAAUUUAAAUUAUGCUUUCUCCCUUCAGUCAAAGUUGUUAAUAAAUAGGCACGACAUGCAUGCUUGUUUCUUUUACAAGUGAAUAAACUUGUAGUUUAUCAUGUUUGCUGUUUCAAAACAGAUAGACAACCAGCUCCCCGAGGCGUACUACCCCACUGCCCUGUCACAGACCCCCAUACCAACUUAUGUGCUGAGACGCAUGGGACCAAAGCCUUUCGUUGAGCUGGGGGUGAUGAGACGCACAGUUCCAGAACAAAACAUUGACACCAUCAGGUGGGUGGGUGUUGAUAUCUCAGUCAACCACCGGUGCUGACUAAAGAUGUGGGAUAGAGGAAGAAAAAAAUUUUAAUUUCUAGAAAUAUAUCAGUAUCCCAAAUCUUGUACGUUUCAGAAAUGCAAAAAUUUUUAUACGUUUCAGAUAUGCAAAGAUUCUUGUGCAAGAGUUUAAUUUGAAACUGGACAAAGGUUUUAUUCUGUCCCUCGUGGAUGUCAUUGGUCAGCUGACCCCUACAGUGAAAGAGGUGACUCGACAUAUCAGUGUCAUUUGAUGUGAACUUAAAUUUCAGUGUUAUUUCUUGUGUCAUAAGUCAGUUGGUGUAACUGCAGUAUUUGAAAACUGGCCCCCUUUACUGUAAAUCACUAUUACUAAACAAGGAACUAAAAAACAUUUUUUUUUAAAAUUUUUACCAACUUUCUGUUAAAACUAGGCCUAAUAGUUAUAUCAUUAUAUAUUAUCAGUCAACUUGCUACAACUCACCAAACAAUCGUGGCCACAAUGCAUGAACUUCCCAAUCUUCAAAAGCUACCUGACAAAACAUGCUUUAAAGUGAUCCACUUUAUUAGAGUCCCAAUUAGUUCCCUCCCCCCCAUACGCCAUCCGUCCUUCAACUAUAUUAAUGUUCUAAUGUCCUACCCCCCUUUUACACCACAGAUUUAUUACUCCAGCUAUUGCUGUGAAAAAUAUAUAUAUAUAUUACACACCAAAUGCACUUCGAUUGCUUUUAGUGAAAUCAGUGCCAUCUGGGAGCGUUAGUGACAUUGUUUCAUGGACAGUUAUGCACUUUGAUAAAGAUUAAAAGUGGGGAAAACACUCUGAACAAUGCUGGACUUUUUUUUAACUCUAUUUAAAUGGAGUUGAUGCAGACUGUUCUAAAUAUAUCUUCACAUAUUUACAAUAUUUGUAAAUCAAGUGUCCCACCAAUUUUGAUGCACUGAAUGACCCCUUUAGACUAAGCUGUGUAGCAUUUUACUUAGUUUUCCACUAAACCAGAUAUAUACAAGCAUUUUAUGUAAUUUGUAGGUACAUAUUUUUUUUAAAUCACCCAUAUGAAUUUAAUAGAAAGUUGGUAAUAAUUUUUAAAAAUAUGUCUUUUAAUAUUUGUUAAGGACUAUAACGUUGCCAAACAAAUUUUUAAUCUUAGAAUUUUCACUCUCUUCAACAGAGCUUCCAACUACAGUGUGAUUUGUGUUUAGCCAGGCAGUCUUUGAAAGAAGCAACAGCCAUAUUGGUGAGAUAAGAAAAUAUAAAAAAAGCCAUAUUGGUGAGAUAAGAAAAUAUAACAAAAGCAAUAUUGGUGAGAUAAGAAAAUAUAACAAAAGCCAUAUUUGUGAGAUAAGAAAAUAUAACAAAAGCCAUAUUUGUGAGAUAAAAUAUACAACAAAAGCCAUAUAGGUGAGAUUAAACAUGGAAUGAAAUUUCUCUUAAACACAGGAAACUAAACUGAAAUAGUUUAUCAACAAGAAGUAAUAAAUUUAAAUUUGUUCCAACCAAUUCAUAGCUGCCUCCCUUGUUUAAUCAAAUUUAAAAGCUAAAGGAUUUUAUAGUUUUCUUUAUUUAAGUAUAUAAUCAAAAUGUUAUUGUGGAGCAUUUAAAAACUAACAAAAUGCUUGAUAAAAUGUAGAAUUUUUGAGUUCACAAAAUGCCUUUUAUUUUAUGUUACACCUAUGACCUUUGCCAUUUUUAAAACAAGUUUUUGUCUGCAGAUUUCUUCCAGACCUCAGAAGAUUUACUUUGAAUACCUCCACCUCUCCCCACUCAAGGUCAGAACAUUUUCAAAACCACAAUCCAUCAUCCAUUAAAACAAAGUCAUACUCAUGGCAAGAAGAGAAUUAGAUGCCUAAAUGUUUUUUUCAGUAGAGCUCAAAUCUACAAGGCCCUAAAACUCCAGGGUGUGCUGUCGAACCUUGUAACAUAGAGAUACCGGUAAACUAAAAAUUAUUUUCCUGCAUGUCUAUGAUUAUUAUUGUUUCGGUAGAAUAUUUAAUUCUGUUUUUUUUGUUGUUUUUUUUCAUCUUCAGUUGCACCUGAGCUUCUCACUGAACGGCAAGGCCUACUUGGCGCCUGUCAAUCAUGUGCAGAACUCCAGUCUUAAAGGUGACAUAGUGGACUUCUUCCUCAACUCUGUGGGCGUCACCUUGACAGAGAUAAAAAAUGUGGAGCUCAGGUCAGAAUUUGUUGCUUUCAGGUCUUGUUUCAGUGGUAAAUCAAUGCAUCUCUUCCAUCUUAACAUGGCUUGGAGACAUUUUGUUUCAGUGAUAAAUCAAUGCAUCUCUUCCAUCUUAACAUGGCUUGAAGACAUUUUGUUUGGAAAAAAAUUUUUUUCUCAAUUUUAAGUUAUCUUGAUUCUAAAUAAAAUAAAUGAAGCUAAAAUAGAGAAAUUAUAAUUCUUAUUUUGUCUUCAGCCCUUUUAAAUGAUUUUUUUUUUUCGUUGUCCUGUAUUUAGGUUAUAUAUAAAACUUAAUGAAUGUCCCCAUAAGUUAUUAAGGUUAUAUAUUCAACUAUUUGAGGUUCCCCAAUGGUUAAUGAGGUUAUAGGUAAAACUAUUGGAAUUCCCCCCAUUAGUUUGUACAUAAAACCAAUGUAAAAGCCUCUCUAUUCAUUAUGUCAUGUAUACUCUAAGGAUGGCCUACUUUGAGCGUAAAGGUGUGCUCCUGUCCAACAAUCAGCUGAUGGCCCAAGUUCAGUCCCACUACACACAUCAGAUGUUGCAGCAGGCCUACGUCCUUAUCCUGGGUCUCGACGUCCUGGGCAACCCUUACGGUCUGGUCAAAGACUUCACUCAGGGUCUUGGCGACUUCUUCUAUGAGCCAUUUUUGGUAAUAGGAAUCGGGGACCCCGGUUUUUAAACAAGAAUAGUUUGGUUUUUUUUAAAAGAAAUGUGAUAAUUUAAGAGCUUUUCAAGAACCCUGAAAUUGUUUCUAUUUAAAGUAAGAAAAAAAGUUGGUGUCUUGGUAGACUAAAAGAAAUUUACUUCAGUAAAAGAAAAGCAUCAAUUUCCAUGAACUUAUUCUGAGUUAUAAUUUCCUGCAGGGUUCAAUCCAGGGAAGAGAUGAAUUCUCAGAGGGUCUUGCUCGGGGAGUAGAGAGCCUCAUGGGAAACACAAUAGGUAAGUUUAUUUAUUCAGCCAUUUAGCUUUAGUUUACAAUAAUUCAAGGAAAUAAAAAAAAUAAUAAUAGUUAUAUCAAGAGUUAUCUCUACAUUUGUUUUAAUCAUCUCACUACACCAACACAGGUGGCACUGCUGGUUCAGUGGCUGGUAUAGCUGGAGGCAUUGGAAGAACACUGGCUGCACUCUCCUUUGAUGAUGAUUACAAAAGGGUAUGAAAACUUGUCUCCAUUAGUUCUUUCUGUAAAUAAAGGGUUAGAUUUUGCAAAUGGGUAAAUUCUUGGAUCUAAACAUCAUUUAUUUUCAACCCAGUUUUAAUGAAGAGUGCUUCACUAUAUUUCUUCCUAAAGAUGAAAAAUGAAUUUUAUUUAUGGGCUACAACUAUUAGUCUGAUAAAUUUUAAAUUUUAACUGUAAUUUUAGGCUGACAGUAACAAAUGAUAGAUAAUGAAACAAUAACUUGUAACUUUAGAAUAAAUCCCAUGACCUGGCAGUGAUUGUGAAUGUUAUUUGCCCAACAGAAAAGACGCAUGCGAAUGCAACAAGAGCCGAGAGGCCUGCCGUCUAGUCUCGCUUUAGCUUCUAAAACACUUGUGUUGGGUGUUGGGCUUGGUUUAUCUGGUGUUAUACUCGACCCAAUCAAAGGUAACCAACCAUCUUUAUGAUAUACUCUUAGUAAUCAUUAUCUACCCAGUAUAUCAUUACCUACCUUGUAUAUUAUUAUCUACCCAGUUCUGCGAUAUCAUUAUCUAACUAGUAUAUAAUUAGCCACUGGGGCACUUAUCACAUUUUAACACAUGAAAAUGUCAUAAGUGCUACAACUACUUUAUUACAUCACAAGUUGUUAAGUAUUCAUUUAUUUUUAUUUUUUUUUUUACAUUUAAAUACAAAUUCUGUUUUAAAGAACUGAACUCUUUGGUUGUGAAUGUUUAAUUUGUGUCUUUGCUCCUGGCUCAGGUGCUCACGAGGAUGGUGUGGAAGGCUUCUUCAAAGGAGUCGGGAAAGGUUUGCUGGGUCUACUUACCAAACCUACAGGUGGCAUCGUGGACAUGGUCAGCAUGGCGUUUGAUGGCCUCAGGAGGUAAGGAAUUACCUCUAAUAGGGAAGUAGUUGUUUACAGAUUUGUUCCGGUGCAGAGAAAUGGGAACCAAUCGAAUGGAGAAUACAAAUUAGAAACCUAUCAAAUAAUAUAAAUUAUAUAAUACCGUUAUAUAUAUAUAUAUAUAUAUAUAUAUAUAUAUAUGUUAAAUUAAUCAUAGAAGUUAUAAUGAUUAAUGAUUGUUUGAACUGAUCAAAUUUGUAUUUGAAAUAAAAAAAUUUAAACUGAGCUAUGGCUAAAAUAAUUUAGAUCUUUCAUGACACAACAUUUUUCCAAUACAUUGCACCUGUGCCCCUCUGACAUAAAAAAAAAAAAUUAUGCAAAGCUGGUCACUGUAUUUAUUCUUUGUAAGUAGGUCAUAAGUUGUAAAACAUCAUCUUUAAAAAAAAAAAAUUUUAAUACAAUAAUACUUCAGGGGUAACACGUUUGGUGUCACGUCUUAAAAAUAAUAAAUGAUGUCUUUGCGUCACUCUACCCUGCUCCUCCAUGCUUUGCUUCAGAUCUGCCGAGAUCGAAGGUGGUGUUGUGGCCAGGGUGAGGUUGCCUCGUUUCAUCAAUCCACAAAUUGUAAGUUUAAAUGUGGUCCAAUCUCUAAAUAUUUAAGAGCAAAUUUUAGAAGUGUAACGGACUAUGUUUUCACAUGAAAACAGAGAGGUAGCAUGAGUGAACAGUGAAUUGUGUUGACCAUGUAUUUUGAGAGGACAAUGUGAGCUCCAGCAAAAACCUCUCAUUUUAAUACAAAAACACAGAGCGGUUGUUUUCCACGCUUUGCUGGUAAUAAAGUAUGAGUUGACUGAGAUAGUGAGAGCUGAGCGCAGAGCAGUAGAGAACAGUAGCGUGAGAGCUGUGUGAUUAGACAGUUGAGCUGAGUUAUAGUAGUGUGAGGACGUGUCUUUCUUAAUGAUGGAAUACUAUAGAUAUAUAUGUGAAAUUACAUUCAUGCAAGGAUUAUUUAUUAAUAUUAUCAGUAUAAAGUGUGUUCAAUAAAGUACUGUAAGUUUAACCAGGAUUCAGUAUUCUUAUUUGCGUGCCUGAAGUGGAAGAAUGAAGAAGUCUUAGUCGGCAUUCUGAAUUACUAACUUAAAACAAGUAACCGUGCUACUGACAUAACCCACAGCCUAAGAAAUAAGUUACAAUGAUAAUGAUGUCAGAGCAUAGAUGUGUUACAAGAAGAAAAAAAAUAAUAAUAGAUCCGCUUAUUUUUUAUUUAAAAAAAAAAUAGAAGUAGAUGAAUCAUAAUGCCAUCAUGGCUAAAUCGCAUAAAAUGCCACUAUGGCUGAAUCACAUACAAUGCCACUAUGGCUGAAUCAAAUUAUCCAUAGACAAAAAACAAACAAAUUGAUGCCAUAAAUGGGUACUGUAAUGUCACUUUAUUAAAGUUUUUCUUGAUAUUAAAUUAUUUUUUUUUAAAUUUCACUUCAAUUUGGCAAUUUGUCUUCUCUUUGCUGUUUAAAACUGUAAAUUUCUAGACUGCCUUUCUACAGCAUAACAAUGAUAUGAAUCAACCUGAUGUAACCACUAUUUCUUUUUUUCCUUAGGGUCUACAACCAUUUUCACCCCAUAGAGCUGCAGGUCAAAGGUUGCUACAAAGUAUCCUGAAGGGGGAGUUGUCCAAGACGGACAUCUACUGGGCGCACAUUCCUCUCAGUAAAGAAGAAAAAGCCAGUGUGGUGCUUAUCACAGACAGGUAGAGAAUUUUUCAGAUACGGCACAAAUAUUUUGAUACAAUAGAAAAUUAUAUAUUUGUCUGAUCCGUGCUUCGAAGGGAUCCCUUAAGCCCUUAAGAAAAAAGUUUAGAUUUUACUUCUCAAAGCUAUCCCAUUCACUUAGUUUUUUUUUUAAUACAGAUACUCAAUUAUCUGAUCUUUUCCAAAACUGGGAUUUCACUGUCCCUUUUCCGAAAUACCCUUGAGUUCAAGAGUUCUUUUAAUUUGGUACUGAAAAUGUGUUUAUUAUGUGACUCCCUCAAAUUAAUUUUUUUUCAUAAACGUAUUUGUUCAAAAUAUUUCUUGUGACCAUCUUAGAGUCUUGUGGUUUGUAUCUCGAGACUUGUGAUUUGUAUCCCGAGACUUGUUGUUUGUAUCUUGAGACUUGUGGUUAUUGUGGUUUGUAUCUCAACACUUUUGGUUUGUAUCUCUUUCAGACAAACUUCUAAAAUUAUUCCAUUUUUGCUUUGUUGUGUCAGGCAUUUGCUGCUGCUAGAAAAGUGUCGUUUCUGGGGCAGCUGGGAUGUAGACUGGAAAGUUUCCAUUGACAGAAUCCUCGGCGUACCUGCAAUUAAGGAUGACAAAAUGAUCUUCAAGAUCAAAGAGGUAGGCGGAAAGCUGUGAACAACUCAUCUCUAUCAAUACCAACAUCUAGUGUUUUUUAGAUUUGUCAAAAGUAUUGCAUGUCACAAAAAAAGGGUGUCAGCAGCUAAUUCCACGUCCUACACGCAAUGGGGACCUGUCACUCAAUGGGGAUCUAUCACUCAAUGGGGACCCAUCACUUAACCGGGACUAUCUCUCAAUGGGGACCUAUUUAUUGAUCUAGUUCUUAUCUCUGACUCCAGGAACUUGAUUAUAAUACUUUAUAUCCACAAAUUAAAAAGAAGGUGUCAAUUUUACAAGGUUUAGAAUUUGAAAUAUCUGCCCGUUUCUACUAUGUUAAAAAUCAGGAUUAAUUUGACACAAUUUGAGUAAAUAAAACAAUACUGUAUAGGUAAGCUUUAAUUGAAAGAUAAAAUAUAAUUCUGUAUAACAAAAAAAAAAACACAAAGCAGAUGAAUCUAAAUUAAAUUUGACAUAAUAAUAUAUAUAUGAUAUAAAUAUAUAUGUAUUAUCUACUUAACAGUUUUCGGGGUCCAACAUUCUAAAUAUUAGUGAAUCACAAAUCAUGAAAAUUUUCCAUUUUUUUAAAGGAUGACUCUGGAGUGAACCUGUUUUCAAGUGGAGAAAAAGAAAUUAUCUGCCAGGAGGCUGACAUUUUGGUAUGGCUUCAAGACCAGAUAUCAAGAGUCAUCAAGUACAACACACAGUAAAGAUCCCUCACUUUGACCUGUUUCCGAUCUGUGUGGUUUGCCAGUUCAACUGAUGCAAAUAAUGAAGUGAUAUGAAGUGAUAUACAAAAAAAAUAUCCUUCCCUGAUAGAAUUAUAUUUUCAUGAGACCAAUAAUAACGCAUGACCUAAGACAAUGCAAUAUUUCUUAUGGACCAAGUUGAUAUUUUGAAUCUAUUUGUCUUCACCCUUUCUGCUUGAGCCACAUAAGAUUUUCACUUUUUAGGAGGAAUCUGAUAAAGUUUUUGAAUUUAUUUCAUUAUAAUAGUUUUGAAAUUUACAAUAAACACUGUAUUUAAUGUAGUGUUAAAAAAAAAAAAAAGGAAUCUGAUAAAGUUUUUGAAUUUAUUUCAUUAUAAUAGUUUGACAUUUACAAUAAACACUGUAUUUAAUGUAGUGUUCAAAAAAAAAAAA